Molecule: messenger RNA, 558 nt
Organism: Tupaia belangeri chinensis (Chinese tree shrew)
Lineage: Eukaryota; Metazoa; Chordata; Mammalia; Scandentia; Tupaiidae
Gene: CRCT1
Product: cysteine rich C-terminal 1
Exons: 2
Coding region: 1-294 (97 amino acids)
Source: RefSeq, a predicted model, not a curated record
AUGUCGUCUCAGCAGAGCGCCGCUUCGGCCAAAGGCUUUUCCAAAGGAUCUUCCCAGGGCCCCUCUCCGUGUCCUGCUCCCGCGCCUACUCCGGCUCCCUCCUCCUCCUCUUCUUGCUGCGGGGGCUGCUGUGGCUCUGAAGGCGGCUGCUGCCGGUCCGGCGCGGCCUGCUGCUGCUUUCCAAGGAGACGCCGUCAGCGCAGGCGCGGAUGCUGCUGCUGCGGAGGCGGUAGCCAGAGAUCUCAGUGCUCUGGCAACAACCUGGGUUCUGGCUGCUGCUCAGGCGGCUGCUGAGAUCGCCAGCGUCCCCUAAGAGUUGCUCUAGAGCUACCUGUUCAGCCGGGGAGCGGCCCCGCCUUGCCGCCUGCUCCCCGACCUCACGUCUCCUCCCUCCAGUAGUAACAGCUCCGCUGUGGGGGUCUCGGAGUUUGCCCCCCCCCCUUUAAAGCUAAUUGCACUUUGAUGUUCAGAAACCCACCCUGUUCUCAACCUCACAAAGCUCCCUGACCCCUGUGUGAUUUUCCUCUCCAGGAAUUUGAGAGUCCGGGGUGGGUACUG